CUCAUCGGAUAAAAUAAACCACUGACCCAUCGAUUCAAAAUCGCACGGAAUUUGAUAACAAGAAAAAUUCAAAUUCACCCAUCUCAACACAACGUAACACUUGUUCAUCGAUUCAAUUCCAUUCAAUCCAAUUCUCCUUCUUCUUUGUUAUUGUUCCAGUUCUUGAACUGACCCAGCUCAACUUCUCACCUAAUUCUUGGAAUUCCGAAAAAGCCCUUUUUCUAGUCACCAAAUGUUCCACCCUUUUUCCUCCGUUUAGCCGUCACCAGCACCCACCACCCGCCGCCGAUCUCAGCCAAAGAUGAUCGUGCGCACCUACGGACGCCGCAACAGACCCCUCUCGGGAACGUGCUCGGGAUCCUCCUCGCUCAACGACGACGUUUCGGAGCCCUUCUCGCAGGAGACCGGCGACCCUCUCUGCGCCUUCGCUUUCUCUUCGCAGGACUCCUCGUCGCAGCAUUGGCCCCUCUUCGAUUCGGAGAUCGACGAUUUGUGCCCGGAGAGGGAGUCCAAGCGGGCGCGGCGAGGGGCGGAAAAACGCUCGGCGGGGGCUGAGGGGAUUCCGGCGACGUCCACGCUCAUGGAGGCGCAGGAGUUCGGUGAGAUGAUGGAGCACGUCGACGAGGUCAAUUUCGCCCUCGAUGGCCUCCGCAAGGGACAACCUCUGCGGAUCAGAAGGUCGAGUUUGGUUUCGCUGUUGACAAUUUGCUCCACUACGCACCAGAGAAGGCUUCUCAGGACUCAAGGGAUGGCAAAGACAAUAACCAAUGCCAUUUUGGGUCUCAGUCUUGAUGAUUCUCCCAGCAAUCUUGCAGCUGCAACCCUUUUGUACAUUUUGACCAGUGAUGGCCAAGAUGAUCACCUCCUUGAAUCACCUGGUUGUAUUCAAUUUCUAAUCAAGUUUUUAAGACCAAUUGUCACCACAGCCAUUAAAGACAAAACACCAAAAUUUGGCUAUAAACUUUUAUCAUUGCGUCAGAAUGAUGACAUGCUAAAAAAUACAACGGGAAGAUUGGAUUCUAGUUCUUCUGAAGUUUUUUCCAGAGUACAAGAAAUUCUAGUAAAUUGCAAACAGCUAAAAGCAUGUCAGAUUGACAAUGGGGUGGAGAGACCGGAAUUAUGCCCGAAGUGGUUAGCAUUGCUGACAAUGGAGAAGGCUUGUUUGUCUGCAAUUUCUCUUGAUGAAACCUCAGGCGCUGUACGGAAGACUGGUGGAAAUUUCAAGGAAAAAUUAAGGGAGCAUGGAGGACUGGAUGCGGUCUUUGAAGUCACCAUGGAUUGUCAUUCAGAUUUGGAGAACUGGAUGAAGGAUAGUUCUCUUUCUACCAAAGGUUCAAGAAAUGACAAACGUAUCAAGAGCCUAACCUUACUUCUCAAGUGCUUGAAGAUAAUGGAAAAUGCUACUUUCCUAAGCAAUGACAAUCAGAGUCAUUUGCUUGAAAUGAAAAGAAAAUUGAGUCCUCGGGGUCCCCCAAUUUCUUUUACUGAGCUGAUCAUAGCUGUCAUAAAGGUCCUCUCAGAUCUAUGUUUACGGCGGUGUGCCUCUGCUACAUCCAAUGAUAACAAGUCCGACGACCUGUUCUCUAUGGCCAGUCAUUGUUCUGAAUUGGAUCAGCUCAGAGACUAUAAAGAGAAUGAGACUUUGUCACGCGGUUCCAAUAGAGAGUAUCAUGGAGCAGAGAGAGGCUCUUAUGUUAAGAGUUCUAAUGCCUCUCAGAUCAGCCGAAUAUUGACAUGUAACCGGUUGGAAAGUUCGCUAUCCAUUUCUGAAACUCCUAGCACUUCAACUACUGAUACUUAUUCGCUAAAGAUGAGGGUCAGUUCUUCCACGUCUGGGUCUUGUAGUGGUGCAUCAAAGAGUUCGUACUGUAAAACGUCCAUGAUUCAAAAUAAUUCCAGGAAGAAUGUUCGCUUUAUGGAAUCUACCCCAGUUGUAAUAUUGGAUGAUAGCCAAGAUCCCUUUGCAUUUGAUGAGGAUGACAUUGCACCUUCUAAGUGGGAUCUGUUAUCAGGAAAACAAAAAAAGUCACAUUCUAAAAAGCAUGUGGUAGCAAGCAAAGAGUUCGAAAUUGAAUGUCAAUCUCACACAGCUGUUAGCCAACAAGAAUUAAGUAAUGGAGACGUCAAUUGUUCCAGCUCUGAUGUUGGUGAUGAAAAAGAUUCCAGCCUUCUAACUGACUGCCUUCUUACUGCUGUAAAGGUGCUCAUGAAUUUGACCAAUGACAAUCCUGUUGGUUGCCACCAAAUUGCUACCUAUGGAGGACUGGAGACUAUGUCUAUGUUAAUUGCCUAUCAUUUCCCUUCUUUCAGCUCGCCUUUGUCCUUUGAUCAGAUAAAAGAAAAUGCCGCCAGAAAUACCAAAGAUCAUCAAUCUGAUAGGCAUCUGACUGAUCACGAGUUAGAUUUCCUUGUUGCUAUUCUGGGCCUGCUUGUAAAUCUUGUUGAGAAGGAUGGUCAUAACAGAUCAAGGCUUGCAGCAGCCAGUGUUCUGCUACCUUCCUCGGCAGGCUUGUGUCAGGAGGUUCGGAGGGAUGUUAUUCAGUUAUUGUGCUCCAUUUUCUUGGCUAACCUGGGUGAAAGUGAAGGAGAUGGGGAAGAUAAGCAUUUACAACUGAACGAUGAGGCAGCUGUUCUACAAAGUGAAAAAGAAGCCGAGAAAAUGAUUGUGGAAGCUUAUUCUGCGCUGCUUUUGGCAUUUCUUUCCACUGAAAGUAAGAGCAUCCGUGCAGCAAUUGCUGACAAUCUUCCAGACCACAACUUAGCAAGUCUUGUACCGGUGUUGGACAGAUUUGUGGAAUUCCAUCUAUCUCUGAACAUGAUUUCGCCAGAGACUCAUAAAACUGUUAGCGAGGUCAUUGAAUCGUGUAGAAUUCGAUGAAAGCUCAAUGGGAAAACACUGUACAGCCACAGCUUAAUUUAGGGUUUGUUGUUAUUCCGGAGGAAAUGGGACUCCAUUACACCGAGUCUGACGAACUUUUAUUCUCGUUUCACAUCGCUUAUACCCUAUUUUUAUAUCACCAUGCUGGUGAUGAUGCUGAGUUGCUUGUAUACAAAAGUCAAUAGUGAGAUCCGUACCUAGCAUAGUUUGUGUGUAAUCAAUAGUGGUAAUUUUUUUCUCAAUAUUCUUGUUUAUUCAUUCAUUUUCUUGUAUCGGAAGCUUAUACCUGUCGUUUCAAUCACCCCACCUCCUUUGUUUCUUCAUCUUUUCUUCAACUUGAUGCAAGCAGCAGCUUAGUCAGUCCCGUGUAAUUUUAAUGCUAGUGGAGCUUUGUGCAUUACUGA
Molecule: messenger RNA, 3282 nt
Organism: Vigna unguiculata (cowpea)
Lineage: Eukaryota; Viridiplantae; Streptophyta; Magnoliopsida; Fabales; Fabaceae
Product: wings apart-like protein 1
Source: RefSeq, a predicted model, not a curated record